Molecule: messenger RNA, 2627 nt
Organism: Ficedula albicollis (Collared flycatcher)
Lineage: Eukaryota; Metazoa; Chordata; Aves; Passeriformes; Muscicapidae
Gene: ITGB1
Product: integrin subunit beta 1
Exons: 17
Coding region: 1-2508 (835 amino acids)
Biological process (GO): integrin-mediated signaling pathway; cell migration; cell-matrix adhesion
Cellular component (GO): cell surface; focal adhesion; integrin complex
Molecular function (GO): fibronectin binding; integrin binding; laminin binding
Source: RefSeq, a predicted model, not a curated record
AUGGGAACGAAAGGAGUGAGGCGGUGCAGGAAUUCGAGCACCCGGGGGUUUGACCUGCACAGCCUAACACCUACUGAUUUUUCCCACUGCAUUCCAUCCUUUUUGACUAAUUUCAAAUUGCUCACAUGUGCUGGCGUCCUCUGUUGCUUGAUAUGGAAUGGAUUUGCCCAGCAAGGUGGAAGCGACUGCAUAAAAGCAAAUGCAAAGUCAUGUGGGGAAUGUAUACAAGCAGGACCAAACUGUGGCUGGUGUAAAAAAACAGACUUUUUGCAAGAAGGAGAGCCAACAUCUGCCCGGUGUGAUGACUUGGCAGCACUGAAGAGUAAAGGCUGCCCUUUGGAAGAUAUAGAAAAUCCCAGAGGCAGCAAACAGCUGCUCGAAAACAGAGAGGUAACAAAUCGUAAGAAAGGUGCUGCAGAGAAGCUGAAACCAGAAGCCAUUACCCAGAUCCAGCCACAGAAAUUAUCACUGCAUCUCAGAGUCGGGGAACCCCAGACAUUUUCAUUAACAUUCAAGAGAGCUGAAGACUACCCCAUUGACCUUUAUUAUCUUAUGGACCUCUCCUAUUCUAUGAAAGAUGAUUUAGAGAAUGUGAAAAGUCUCGGAACGGCUCUGAUGUUAGAGAUGGAAAAAAUAACUUCAGACUUUCGGAUUGGCUUUGGCUCUUUUGUGGAGAAAACUGUGAUGCCUUAUAUAAGUACAACACCAGCCAAACUCAGAAAUCCUUGUACAGGAGACCAGAACUGUACAAGUCCAUUUAGCUAUAAAAAUGUGCUCAGCCUUACCAGUGAAGGAAACAAAUUCAAUGAACUUGUAGGUAAACAGCACAUUUCUGGGAACUUAGAUUCUCCUGAAGGUGGAUUUGAUGCAAUAAUGCAGGUUGCAGUUUGUGGGGAACAAAUUGGCUGGAGGAAUGUUACAAGACUAUUAGUGUUUUCCACGGAUGCUGGAUUCCACUUUGCAGGAGAUGGCAAACUUGGUGGAAUUGUUCUGCCAAAUGAUGGGAAAUGUCAUCUGGAAAAUAAUGUGUACACAAUGAGCCACUAUUACGAUUAUCCCUCUAUUGCUCAUCUGGUACAGAAACUUAGUGAGAACAAUAUUCAGACAAUCUUUGCUGUAACUGAAGAGUUUCAGGCAGUCUAUAAGGAACUGAAAAAUCUGAUACCAAAAUCAGCAGUGGGAACAUUGUCUUCAAAUUCCAGCAAUGUGAUUCAGCUGAUCAUUGAUGCAUACAAUUCCCUUUCUUCAGAGGUUAUCCUGGAAAAUACUAAGCUACCAAAAGGAGUGACAAUCAGUUACAAGUCCUUCUGCAAGAAUGGAGUGAAUGGCACACAAGAAGAUGGAAGGAAGUGUUCUAACAUUUCAAUUGGAGAUGAGGUCACAUUUGAGAUUAAUAUAACAGCUAAUGAAUGUCCAAAGAAAGAACAAAAUGAAACAAUUAAAAUUAAACCACUGGGAUUCACUGAAGAAGUGGAAAUUAAUCUCCAGUUCAUCUGUGAGUGUCAGUGUCAAAGUGAAGGAGAACCUAAUAGUCCAGCCUGCCAUGCAGGAAAUGGAACGUUUGAAUGUGGUGCGUGCAGAUGUAAUGAAGGGCGAAUAGGAAGACUAUGUGAAUGUAGCACAGAUGAAGUAAAUAGUGAAGAUAUGGAUGCUUACUGCAGGAGGGAGAACAGCACAGAAAUCUGCAGUAACAAUGGAGAGUGCAUUUGUGGACAAUGCGUGUGCAAGAAAAGGGAAAACACCAAUGAAGUGUAUUCUGGCAAAUACUGUGAAUGUGACAACUUCAACUGUGAUCGAUCAAAUGGUUUAAUCUGUGGAGGAAAUGGGAUCUGCAAGUGCAGAGUGUGCGAGUGUUUCCCCAACUUCACUGGCAGCGCCUGCGAUUGUUCCUUGGAUACUACACCGUGUAUGGCAUCUAAUGGGCAGAUUUGCAAUGGAAGAGGAACCUGUGAAUGUGGCACCUGUAACUGUACAGAUCCCAAAUUCCAAGGCCCCACAUGUGAAACGUGUCAGACUUGCCUCGGUGUCUGUACAGAGCACAAGGACUGCAUUCAGUGCAGAGCUUUCGACAAGGGCGAGAAGAAGGAGACGUGUUCUCAGGAGUGUAUGUAUUUCAACAUGACGCGCGUGGAGAGCCGGGACAAGCUGCCGCAGCCCAACCAGCCCGACCCCCUGUCCCACUGCAAGGAGAAGGACGUCGAUGACUGCUGGUUCUACUUCACUUACUCUGUCAACUCGAAUGGUGAAGUCAAUGUCCACGUGGUGGAGACCCCAGAGUGCCCCAGUGGUCCUGACAUCAUUCCCAUUGUAGCCGGUGUGGUUGCUGGAAUUGUUCUCAUUGGACUUGCAUUAUUAUUGAUUUGGAAACUACUAAUGAUCAUUCAUGACAGAAGAGAAUUUGCUAAAUUUGAAAAGGAGAAGAUGAAUGCCAAGUGGGAUACGGGUGAAAAUCCUAUUUACAAGAGUGCAGUGACGACUGUGGUCAAUCCUAAAUAUGAGGGAAAAUGAACACUGCUUGUAUAACUUCACGACACUGUAUGCAGUAUAGCAACUUUUGUAGUCACAAUAAGAUAGAUUUAGGGCAAACUGCAGUGAUUUUACUAAUUCAUUACAUAUAGGUUUGUUUU